Molecule: messenger RNA, 879 nt
Organism: Chenopodium quinoa (quinoa)
Lineage: Eukaryota; Viridiplantae; Streptophyta; Magnoliopsida; Caryophyllales; Amaranthaceae
Exons: 2
Coding region: 359-853 (164 amino acids)
Source: RefSeq, a predicted model, not a curated record
CUAGUUUUUAUUUCAUUAUUUUUUUUUUUAAGAAAAUAAGGUUCAGGUUCAAUAUACUUCGUACAACUUAGUGAACUAGGGUUGAUUGUGGGGUCCAGAAUAGCUGUGCUGCAUUAUUAAUCUGAUAAUCUCUAUGGGUUGUUCAUCAAUCCCUAUCCACCUCACUUUUUUUUUUUUUUUUUUUUUGGGGGGGGGGGGCGGUGGGAAGAAAUAGGAGAAUAAUGUAGGUUCAGGCUCAAAGUUUUUAUAAAUUGGUAGCUGCUUCUCAAUUCUCAUAUACUAGUACAGUACGUAUUCAAUAUUUCAUUCAAAUCCUGAAAGUUAGAGUAUCCCUGCUAUACAAAGUGACUCUGCAACUAUGGAAAGUGAACAAGGAAAUUAUGAGCAUGAGCAGAACCAAACCCUUCAAAAUGACAUCAAGGGUUACAAAAGAAAAGAAAUUUCACUAGAGACGCUUCAAUCAUUUUGGUCCAAAAAUAUGACAUUCCAAGAAGCUGCAGAACAAGUUGGAGUCUCGAGGUGUACAAUGAAGCGAAGAUUGACAGAAUUGAAGCUGGUGUGGCCAUCAAGCAAAAAAAGGAAGCAACAUCUUGAUGAUGAUGCAAAGAAGAGGAAACACGAUAGUAAAGCACCAUUUGGAAGUGAUUCCACAACACAUCAGAAUUUGGUGAAUCCUUCUAAUUCAACUGCUCACGCGGAUAUUGUGGGGAAGGGUAUAACUGGAUGCGACCGGCAUAUGUUGCCAAAUCAUGUAUCAUCCAACUCCAACGCUGUUGGCAACUUGACCAUGGACACAAGAGUGGAAAACGUUAGGGAGAACUUAAUGGAUAAUCAACGUUCUGAAGAGCAUUAGAAUGGAUGAUGCUGACUAGUGGAAGA